CUGUCUCCUCCUGAAUCCUGUGGCUGGCAGGAGCCAAGUGCAGACAAGAGAGAAGGGGUAGUGUGGGUUGGGCGGACCCCCCAAAGCUGAGCGUGAGCGCCACCGAGGUCACCCUUCCUUCCUUGUUUGUUGUUUCCCUAACCCUCCUCCAUCCUCGUUGGCUCCGCCCGUCCGCCGCCCCACUCCUCUCUUUAUACGCCGCCGCUUCCGCCCUCCCUCUCUCUGUCCUCCCCCACUGCAUUGCGCGGCACCGCCGGGCCUAGAGGAGCCGAGAGAGGAGAGAUGGCCGCCGCGUCCUUCACCGCUGCCAAGUUCCUGGCGCCGGUGGCCGCGAGAUCCGGCGGCGACAGGGCGCCGUUCCCCGCCGCCGGAGCCGCAUACGCCAGGCCGCGCCGCGGGGCACAGCUGACGAGCCUGCGCCCAGCGCUGGCCGUCUCCUCCGACGUGCUCGCCGGGAGCAAGGCCGCGCAGGCCGCCGCCGCGCAUCCGGGUGUGACACGGGAAGAGGCACUGGAGCUGUACGAGGACAUGGUUCUUGGCCGUUGUUUUGAGGACAUGUGUGCGCAAAUGUACUACCGUGGCAAGAUGUUUGGGUUCGUCCACCUUUACAAUGGCCAGGAGGCUGUUUCCACUGGCUUCAUCAAGCUUCUAAACCAGGCGGACUGUGUUGUUAGCACAUAUCGUGAUCAUGUCCAUGCGCUGUCCAAGGGUGUCCCAGCCCGUUCUGUCAUGGCUGAACUCUUUGGCAAGGCCACCGGCUGCUGCCGUGGACAGGGUGGUUCCAUGCACAUGUUCUCUGCUCCCCACAACCUCCUCGGAGGGUUUGCCUUCAUUGGAGAGGGCAUCCCUGUUGCCACUGGUGCAGCCUUUGCUGCUAAGUACCGCCAUGAGGUGCUCAAGCAGUCCGGCCCCAAUGGGCUUGAUGUCACAUUAGCGUUCUUUGGAGAUGGUACCUGUAACAAUGGCCAGUUCUUUGAGUGCCUGAACAUGGCACAGCUUUGGAAGCUUCCUAUUGUGUUUGUUGUGGAGAACAACCUGUGGGCAAUUGGGAUGUCACACCUCAGGGCUACUUCGGACCCAGAGAUUUGGAAGAAGGGACCAGCAUUUGGAAUGCCUGGGGUUCAUGUUGAUGGUAUGGAUGUCCUGAAGGUCAGGGAGGUUGCAAAGGAGGCAAUUGAGAGGGCAAGGAGAGGUGAAGGACCAACCCUAGUGGAGUGCGAAACCUACCGGUUUCGAGGUCACUCUCUUGCAGACCCAGAUGAGCUCAGGAAGCCUGAUGAGAAAUCCCACUAUGCGGCAAGGGAUCCUAUUACAGCCUUGAAGAGGUACAUCAUCGAGCAGAACCUUGCAACUGAAUCCGAGCUGAAGAGCAUUGAGAAGAAGAUGGAUGACCUUAUUGAGGAGGCUGUUGAGUUUGCCGAUGCAAGCCCGCACCCUCCACGGAGCCAGCUGUUGGAAAAUGUUUUUGCUGAUCCCAAGGGCUUUGGUAUUGGUCCCGACGGGAAGUACAGGUGCGACGACCCCAUGUUCACGCAAGGCACCGCUCAAGUUUGAGGCUCCUCCAAAGAUUGAUCUUUUGUUUCAUCCUGCUCCCAGUACCUCUCCGUUCUUCACAUCUAGUCACGGUUUCUUAGUUUUGUCGAACGUGUGGUCAUGUUAAGCAUACUGUAUGCAUAAGGCGGUUCAUUUCUUUGAUUCUUAGGCCCGAUAUUACUGUGUAAUUGAUUCGAGUGUUCAACUGGUAGCCCAGUUUUAUGCAGUGUAUUCUAGCUCAACUUGUUCAGGAACAGCUCGAUUUCCGCAUAUACAGAAGUAUGGAAUGGUUUGAACAAAGUUACAACUGUAGUUCCAAUCAUUAGCCUGCCCUGCUUGGAAACCAAUAUUUGCAAUCUCCAUUCUGGGGCAGUGAAAUAAUAUAUUUGUUGUCCUUCUUAAGCCUCA
This is a messenger RNA of Phragmites australis (common reed), 1941 nucleotides long. Its product is annotated as pyruvate dehydrogenase E1 component subunit alpha-3, chloroplastic-like. Lineage: Eukaryota; Viridiplantae; Streptophyta; Magnoliopsida; Poales; Poaceae. Gene Ontology annotation, cellular component: intracellular membrane-bounded organelle. The transcript is spliced from 3 exons. Gene Ontology annotation, biological process: pyruvate decarboxylation to acetyl-CoA. Bases 283 to 1554 code for a protein of 423 amino acids. The record is from RefSeq and is a predicted model, not a curated record. Gene Ontology annotation, molecular function: pyruvate dehydrogenase (acetyl-transferring) activity.